AUUCAGUUGGCUUUCAGUUGUUUAUUCGUUUGGUUGUGUUCCAGGCAACCAUCUCCAUGGCAACGGUCAUAAAAGUUGUUUCUGCUGCAACUUUUUGUUAAAUUUAUUGUCGCGGAUUGGGCAAGAGCUAAAUAAAAUAAACAAAGCUUCGAUCAAAUUUGAAGCUCUUCGCUUUGUGUCAUUUGUUAAGUUCGCAAACGCAACCACGUGGAACCGCAUUGAAAACUUCACAAUGGCUCAGGUGGAGGGACGAGCCAACGAGACGGAGAGUGCUGUAAAAAAUGCCUGGCAGAUGAAGGCAAUGGACGCCAAUCGCUAUGCGACCAAGAAAACUAUUGCCCAGGGCAUGCUGGAUAUAGCGCUGCUGACAGCCAACGCAUCUCAGCUGAAAUACAUACUCCAGGUCGGGGAGCAGCAUCAGUUCUAUAAGCUAAUGCUAAUACUGAUUAGCUUGUCCAUAGUUAUGCAGAUACUGUCUGGCGUACUAAGCCUGUCCCUCAGUUUAUUGCGGGACUGCCGAAUGCAUCAGCCAGAGUUCCAUCAAUCGGCCAAUGUGAUCAAUCAUGUGCGCACUGGCUUUGCGUUUUUUACCACAAUGGUCAAUCUUUUCAUAUCGGCUUUUGAUUCUCGACUGCCCCCGAUACAGGGCGAUAUUUUGAAUGAUGUCAAUUAAAAUUAAUAAUUAUAUAAAAUGAACCCAUCUCAUCCGACUUUUUUGAUCGAAAUACCCU
Molecule: messenger RNA, 731 nt
Organism: Drosophila arizonae
Lineage: Eukaryota; Metazoa; Arthropoda; Insecta; Diptera; Drosophilidae
Gene: NijC
Product: Ninjurin C
Biological process (GO): tissue regeneration; cell adhesion
Cellular component (GO): membrane
Source: RefSeq, a predicted model, not a curated record